Molecule: messenger RNA, 1203 nt
Organism: Xyrauchen texanus (razorback sucker)
Lineage: Eukaryota; Metazoa; Chordata; Actinopteri; Cypriniformes; Catostomidae
Gene: pgpep1l
Product: pyroglutamyl-peptidase I like
Exons: 5
Coding region: 323-892 (189 amino acids)
Biological process (GO): proteolysis
Cellular component (GO): cytosol
Molecular function (GO): pyroglutamyl-peptidase activity
Source: RefSeq, a predicted model, not a curated record
UGAUGGGAUAUGAGAUGGCUCUCCCAUGUGGAGAAAAAUUGAUAAUGCAGUCGCUCUGCUACAUUCUCAGUUGCGCAGUUUGUACAACAAAUAUCCGCUUUCGUGUAAUAGCACUAUAUAUAUCACAUUUAUAUUAGAAUACAGUUGCAUGAAAUGCGGAGCAUAAUUACAACUUAAAUUGCGAGAGGUGGUAAGCCUAUUCAUUUUAAUAAAAACGAUGGACACUAGGCCUACUCGUCGUGAUGUUGUUGUAACAGGUUUUGGCCCUUUCCGACAAUAUAUUGUGAAUCCCAGCUGGGAGGCAGCUAAGUAGGGUUUGAAGAUGGUGGGACUUGGAAUGGGUAUAGAGGUCCACAUUAAGGAGAUUCCAGUCAGUUAUGCAAAAUCCCAACAAGUCCUUGAUGAUAUCUGGCAGAAGAUAACUCCAAAGGUUGCUGUGCAUUUGGGCAUAGCUCCUGGAGCCAAAGGCAUCACAGUGGAGCAAACAGGGAAGAACCACUGUUACAAGGACAGAGAUAUGAGUGGUCUUUGCCCUAUUAAUCACUGCUGCAUCGAGGGAGGACCAGAAAGGAUGGACUCUUUCAUAGACAUGAGGUCCCUUAGCAAGCUUUUAAAAAGUAUGGGACUUGAUGUCAUAUACUCCAGGGAUGCUGGGAGGUACCUGUGCGAUUUUGUAUACUACUAUUCACUGUACCAUGGACAGGGAAAGGCUGUCCUGAUCCAUGUGCCAGCCUCAGGCAGCCUGGCAAGCCCAGAGAGACUGAUACCACAACUCCAGACCAUCAUCCAGGUUCUGUUACGCAAGCUGGACACCCCUGUAUACACAACAUCAGGCUAUGUGGGCAACACACAGGUAGAAAACCCCGGAGACCACUUAAUCCACGAAGCAUAACCCACAAUGUAAAUUACAUAAUGAAAAUACAAUAAGCUACACAGGACACAGGGCUUCAGACUCGUUCAUUUUUUUAAUUCAAAAUUUAAGAAAAAAGAACAUACAUGAAAAUUCAGAUAUACAUUUAGCCAAUGGCAUGUAAAAAGUCUACCAUCUCAACUGGAGGUGAGGAGAAAUCUGAAAUAAAAACAGGAGGCCUUAGAUACAUAACUUACAUGAAAACAAGUGUACCAGCCAAACCAUAUUACCAUCAGUUUCUACCAAUCAACGCAAUGACAGAGAUUUUUUUUUUCCUCUUUUUUUUUUUUUUU